Molecule: messenger RNA, 1781 nt
Organism: Drosophila montana
Lineage: Eukaryota; Metazoa; Arthropoda; Insecta; Diptera; Drosophilidae
Gene: lok
Product: loki
Exons: 6
Coding region: 312-1700 (462 amino acids)
Biological process (GO): mitotic DNA damage checkpoint signaling; protein phosphorylation
Cellular component (GO): cytoplasm; nucleus
Molecular function (GO): protein serine/threonine kinase activity; ATP binding; protein binding
Source: RefSeq, a predicted model, not a curated record
UCUGUAAGUCGCGCGCAGCUCAGUAACAUUGUUGUGUUUUUUGUAUUAAAAAUAGUGAGAAGUUAUUUUGCAAACUCAGCAAUAAUUCAAUGUAAACAAUUUGCUGAAUGUAGUGCUCGUUGCAAUAGCGGCGCGCUUACAUAUACAAAGUUAAUAGUCGUGCUGCCCAUGUCGAUUGUGCGUGUGUGUUUAUGUAUGUGCGUGUGUAUUUGAGUUGGGAUAACUGCACAUUUAUAUUUGCGCAGCGAACUUAAACGGAAAAGAAACAGUUACUUAGAACAUCAAUAGAAAACGGAAGAGAAACAAACAACAUGGCUCGCGACACGCAGGGCACACAGGCCACCCAGAGUCAGGCGUCCCACAUUUGGACCCAGGUCGAAAGCCAGCCCAUGGAGAAGAUCGUCUGGGGCCGGCUCUAUGGCAAGAAUAUUAAAAUCAAGUCCCUUGACUUGAACAACGACGAAUUUUCAGCGGGACGCGGAGAACUAAAUGAUUUAAUAUUGACGCUUAAUGAUUUACCUGAGAAAAUUCUAUCGCGCAUAUCCAAGGUGCAUUUUAUCAUAAAGCGCGCCAACUGUGAGCUGACAAAUCCGGUUUAUAUACAGGAUCUCUCACGCAAUGGGACUUUUGUGAAUGGCGAGAGGAUCGGCACAAACAAAACGCGCAUCCUACAAAAUGACGAUAUCAUAGCCCUCUCUCAUCCUACCUACAAGGCCUUUGUCUUUAAAGAUCUUAGUCCGAACGAGGCGAUCGGCCUGCCAGCUGAAAUUACCGCUACCUAUUAUAUAAAUCGCAAAUUAGGCUCAGGGGCAUAUGGCCUGGUCAGGCUGGUUUAUGAGCGACGCACCUGCGAACAAUUCGCGAUGAAAAUUGUUAAGAAAAACAUGCUGGAGGUGAGCGCACAUCCAAACAACAAUCCUAACGAUCCGGAGCGUGUGCUGAAUGAGGCAAAGAUUAUGAAAAAUCUUUCGCAUCCGUGCGUGGUGCGCAUGCACGAUAUUGUCGAUAAGCCAGAUUCCGUUUAUAUGGUGCUGGAAUUUAUGCGCGGCGGCGAUCUGCUAAAUCGCAUAAUAAGCAAGAAACUGCUCAGCGAGGAUACAUCCAAAUUGUAUUUCUAUCAGAUGUGCCAUGCCGUCAAGUAUUUGCAUGACAGAGGUAUUACACAUCGCGAUCUGAAGCCGGACAAUGUGCUGCUCGAGUCCAGCGAUGAGGAUACACUGCUCAAGGUAUCCGAUUUUGGACUAAGCAAGUUUGUGCACAAGGAUUCAGUGAUGCGUACGCUAUGCGGCACGCCCCUAUACGUAGCACCCGAGGUGCUUAUCACCGGCGGACGUGAAUCCUACACGCAAAAAGUGGACAUUUGGAGUCUAGGCGUGGUGCUCUAUACGUGCCUAAGUGGAACUUUGCCCUUUUCGGAUGAGUAUGGCUCACCGGCCGGCGAGCAAAUAAAAAAGGGCAACUUCCGUUUUCGGCAUCCCGCCUGGCAGGGCGUGUCGCAGCGCGCCAAGUUGCUGAUCAAACAAAUGCUCAUUGUGGAUCCCGAGAAGAGACCCUCAAUUGAUGCCGUGCUCAAGUGCAACUGGCUGCGGGAUACACCGAUGCUCUACAAGGCCAAACAACUCAUGAAGUUGGAGCAUAUGGAGAUCGGCGAGGAGGAGAACAAUUUCCUGGAACCGCCUACAAAGCGGCGGCGGCAAUAAUAGAGAGCUGAAGUGAAAAAGUUUUAAUUUUCUGGAAAAAUUAAUCGAAACAUUUUUCCCCAUUGCGCAUAGAAGCAGCAA